AUGGCCAAGAAGCGGAUUCUUGUCGGCUACGGUGUCGAUAUUGAUGCAGUCGCUGGGUGGCUCGGCUCAUAUGGAGGCGAGAACAGUGUCAGUGACAUCAGUCGAGGGCUCUGGGCCGGACACGUUGGAACACCACGCCUACUCAAAUUGUUCGAAAAAUACAAUAUCAAGGCCUCUUGGUUCAUCCCAGGCCAUACCCUGGACACGUUCCCUGAGGAAUGUGCGAUGGUUCGUGAUGCCGGCCACGAGAUUGGCCUACACGGUUACUCGCAUGAGAAUCCCUCAAGUCUCUCUAAGAAACAACAGCGCGAUAUUCUCGACAAGACCUACAGAAUGGUGACUGACUUCUGUGGUAAGCCACCGCGGGGGAUUGUCGCGCCAUGGUGGGAGUGCAGUGCUGAAAUGGUGGAUCUGCUACUGGCCUACGGUAUUGAAUAUGACCAUUCCAUGUCUCAUGAAGACUGCCAGAUGUAUUGGUUGCGGACCGGUGAUUCAUGGACGAAAAUCGAGUACAACCAAAAGGCAGAGACAUGGAUGAAACCAUUGGUUAGAGGAAAUACAACCGGUCUGGUGGAGAUUCCCGGGAGCUGGUAUAUUGAUGAUCUGCCUCCGAUGAUGUUCAUCAAAAACUCGGCGAACAGCCAUGGAUGGGUCAAUCCACGCGACGUCGAAGACAUUUGGAAGGACCAUUUCGAUUAUUUCUAUCGAGAGUACGAUGAAUUCGUGUUUCCUAUGACGAUUCACCCGGAUGUCUCCGGUCGGCCCCAUGUGCUGCUGAUGCACGAAAGAAUCAUCGAGCAUAUCAAUAAACACGAGGGUGUGGAGUGGGUGACAUUUGAACAGAUGUCUGAUGAGUUCAGGAAGAAAAAUCGGCCGCCUCCGAAUGCAAUAAUGCCGGCGGCUCCGGGGAGUAUUUUGAAUGUGUCAUGA
This is a messenger RNA of Aspergillus tanneri, 930 nucleotides long. It is a transcript of the gene CDA11, whose product is annotated as polysaccharide deacetylase family protein. Bases 1 to 930 code for a protein of 309 amino acids. The transcript is spliced from 4 exons. Gene Ontology annotation, molecular function: hydrolase activity, acting on carbon-nitrogen (but not peptide) bonds. Lineage: Eukaryota; Fungi; Ascomycota; Eurotiomycetes; Eurotiales; Aspergillaceae. Gene Ontology annotation, biological process: carbohydrate metabolic process. The record is from RefSeq and is a predicted model, not a curated record.